AUAGACUCUUGGCAGAGUUGCGCUUCAAGAGGGAAAACCAGUAAGAGAAUAAUUGCUUUAAAGUCAAGUCCCUUAACACUGAUAACAAUAAUUGGAACUGUUAGCGGAAUUUUACAGCUGGUGUAGUAUUGGUGACUAAACUAAUGUGUACCAAAUGGGAGUAAUCGACAUACAAACAUGAUACAAAACAACUGGAAGGACAACAUUACCCAAUGAGAGUGCACAAUGUGAGUGUGAAGUGAAAUUUGCGGCUCCGUAUCAUCAUGACGGGGGUCACGGUGUGCUGUGGGACAGUGAAUUCCAUCAAGGCUCUAUGGGAAACCAGGAUAAAGAAAACCAAAGAUGACCUGAAGAAAGAGAAGGAGCAAAAAGACAGAAGAGCAGUGGGUAGGUUGACAGGUGCCUGGGAGGAUCGAAUCAUUUUGGCCAAGCUAAAGGAAAAAAUUGUGACAGAAGAAGGACGUGUUAUCCUACGUAUUGAAAAAGAGGAGUGGAAGACUCUUCCUCCAGCUCUGGUCCAACUCUCCCAGAUUCAAGAAUGGCAGUUACACCGAAUUGGACUUCAAAGAAUCCCACGGUUUAUCUCAAGCUUUCAGAGCCUAAUCGUCUUGGACUUGUCUCGUAAUUCAGUCACAGAGAUUCCUAAAGAGAUCGGUAAAUUAACGCGGUUAAGAGAGCUGUUGUUGAGCUAUAACAGAGUGAGUUACGUACCAGAAGAGCUUGGUUGUUGUGAAAAUUUGGAAAAACUGGAACUUGCAAUGAAUCGAGAUCUAGACGAGCUGCCCACUCAGCUUAGCAAUCUAAAGAAGCUGUCCCACUUGGACCUCUCCAUGAACCAAUUCACCACCAUUCCAGAUUGUGUGGUCAACCUUCCUUCCCUAGAGUGGCUCGACAUGGGCAGCAACAUACUGGAGACUUUGCCAGACAAUAUUCACAGAAUGGAGAAACUUCACACACUGUGGCUUCCAAGAAAUGAACUUGAAUACCUGCCAGACAAUAUCAGUCGCAUGAAAAGUCUGGACACGCUAGUUUUGAGCAAAAAUAAACUACGAGACAUUCCUCCGCUUAUGGAGGGCAUGAGCAACCUCAGGUUUGUGAACUUUCGAGACAACCCUUUGACGUAUGACGUGACACUUCCUGAUUUAAAUGAGGAUGUAGAGGAGGAAGAGAACGACAGGGAGAUGUUUGGUCGCGAGUUUAUGAACUUCUACAUCCAAGAGGCCCGGAAAAGAGGAUCCCAAAAUUUCACUUCAGUGCUAAAUGUGAUGCUGGAGGGUGUGUCAGAAACGGCAUAGUCUUUGUGACUUGCAUGUUGGCUUCUGUCCGCUUUCCGGGCUGAUCUUCCAGUCCGUCGUGUCAAGUUUCGUCAAGUCCUGUGUUCUUUGUAUUGAUUGUUUUGUUGAGUCUUUUGUUUGAUCUUGCUAGUAUAACUGAUGUUUGUGGAUAUGCUAAAACCAAAAUAAAAUCAAAUAUAAAAAUCCAUAAA
Molecule: messenger RNA, 1486 nt
Organism: Danio rerio (zebrafish)
Lineage: Eukaryota; Metazoa; Chordata; Actinopteri; Cypriniformes; Danionidae
Gene: lrrc39
Product: leucine rich repeat containing 39
Cellular component (GO): M band
Source: RefSeq, marked provisional